AUCUCAACUCUGCUUUCAUUUCUUUCUUAAUAUGCCUCUUGAGAGAUAAAUUGCUUUUAAUAUUUUAUCCAAUGAUACUAUUAUUUUUAAUUUUCAGUUUAGCGAGUGGUAAAGUUAACCAAAAUGAAGAUAUUAGACGGGUACCAAUGGAAUGUCCGAAUUUAGUUGGAGGUGACAUGCUAGGAUUUGACCCAGAGGAUAGGAAUGCAAUUGUUGGAAAAGAAAAAUUAUGGCCCGGUGGAAUUAUACCUUACGAAAAAUUUCCUAGUCUAAGUAAUAAGAUGAAUUCAAUUCUUGAUCGGGCAUUUGAGCACUAUCAAAAACUGACAUGCAUUAAGUUUGUUCCCAGAACUACAGAGAAAGAUUAUAUCCAAAUAUUUUCUGGAGAUGGAUGUUAUUCUUUCGUUGGGAGAGAUGGAGGGCCCCAACCGGUGUCUCUUGGUGAAAUAUGCAAUUGGGAAGGAGUUGUAAUACAUGAAUUAGGACAUGUAAUUGGAUUCUACCAUGAACAAAAUAGAUCUGACCGGGAUGAAUACAUCAAGAUAUAUUGGGAAAAUAUGAAAAAAGGUACAGAAAACCAGUUUUUUAAACUACAACCACACCAAAAUCUACUACUCACUCCUUUUGAUUAUGAAUCCAUCAUGCUUUAUGGAUCUUAUAACUCAUCAAAAGACAGAGAAGGUGGUCUAAGAACAAUGGAAGGAAUAAAUGGCACUUUUCUGCACGACCCUCUUACUAAAGGAAAACUAAGCAAAAAUGACAUUAAGAGAAUAACACUGUUAUAUGACUGUUAAAUUCAAAGGUCUGAUAAAACUUAAUGAUUCAUGUAUUGA
Messenger RNA from Parasteatoda tepidariorum (common house spider), 833 nucleotides. Its product is annotated as astacin-like metalloprotease toxin 5. Gene Ontology annotation, molecular function: metalloendopeptidase activity; zinc ion binding. Gene Ontology annotation, biological process: proteolysis. NCBI's taxonomy places the organism in Eukaryota, Metazoa, Arthropoda, Arachnida, Araneae, Theridiidae. The record is from RefSeq and is a predicted model, not a curated record.